Messenger RNA from Dentiscutata erythropus, 447 nucleotides. Lineage: Eukaryota; Fungi; Glomeromycota; Glomeromycetes; Diversisporales; Gigasporaceae. The record is from the annotation of a GenBank genome assembly.
AUGGAAAGGUGCAUAAAAUUUAACGUUUUUUGUCUUACAAACAUUUUAAAAAAGAAAAGCAAGCAUAACCGAUUCAAUUUUAUAUCAAAGACCAAUGAACUUAGAUACGGUGUUUACCAUAAACUUCCUCAUCACUCAAAAUAUUCAAAACGCGGUGAAAUUGUUGUAACAUUACCCCGUGCUGUCGCAAAAUAUUCUAAUUCUGGAGAUGUAUUAUCAAUAAAUGAAUUUGAAAAUGCAGAUAAAACAAAUAAUAAUCCAUACUAUCUAAUAAAAUUGGUCAAUGAAAAAAAUCCAGAAAACUGUCUGCUGAAAACAUCGAAAUUCGAAGAUGAGAUCAUAAUUCAUUUAAAUAGAAACAAUGUGUUUCAUUUUGAUUAUUAUACCUCUGUUGAUCAAUGUAAUAGUACAUUUGCUUCGAUAUCAGUGAGUCAUUAUGUUAGAUGA